Molecule: messenger RNA, 2823 nt
Organism: Passer montanus (Eurasian tree sparrow)
Lineage: Eukaryota; Metazoa; Chordata; Aves; Passeriformes; Passeridae
Gene: MARCHF3
Product: membrane associated ring-CH-type finger 3
Exons: 7
Coding region: 936-1796 (286 amino acids)
Biological process (GO): protein ubiquitination
Molecular function (GO): zinc ion binding; ubiquitin-protein transferase activity
Source: RefSeq, a predicted model, not a curated record
CACAGGUAUCACCUGUGUGCUGUCUCCAUCUCCACCUGCAAGUGCAGCUGUGGGAUGAACAUGCAGGUGCAAAUGUAGGUGGGCAUUUUUUUUUUUUUUUUGCUUCACUGGCAGGGAAGCAAACCAAGGGCAGCUCCUCCCUGCCCCUGCGAUUUGCCUUCUAGCAGAAUUUCAGCUCUAAGGGGCAGCUGUGUUCAGGGAACGCAGCAAUUCUGUGAAAUCCCAUCCCAGCCCUGCAAUACCCUUUUAUUUCCCAACAAAGCAAGCGCGGCAGAGGCAGUGAAAUGCAGAAAGGCAGUGAAACGCAGAACUGUGGUUAGGCAAGGGAAAACAUUAGCUUGAGGGGGGUUUAUCUUUGCAACUUGGGGCUGAAGCAGCUUCAGCUGAGUCCCGGCAGCUCUGGAGCUCCCGCUGACCUCAGCUCCGGGAAAGCUUCUCCCCUUCCCGGACCGCGGGUUUUUUUAACUCCCGUGUGGCAGGAAAAAGAGGGAAUUCCUUGGCUCCUGGCAGGGAAUCGGGCUGGCAGGGAGCUGUCGCUACCCGGGCGCUCCUUUGUGUCGCUGCUGCUCCGCGGGUACCAACGGAGGAGGAGGAGGAGGAGGGGAAGAAGGAGGAGUUGAUGGAGAGAGGUCCUGUGGCGACAGCCGAGCCCCAGGCUGCUGCUCCCGGCUCUCUCCCGCUGGUUUGGCCGCUCCAUCCGUGUUUUUGGAAGGAUAUCUGAGGGUCCGGGCGGCGGAGGCUGCACAGGAUCUCACAAAUAAAUUCUGCGUCAAGCCCACGGCUUCUGUGAGGUUUCCACUUGCCCCUAUGGACAUCCAUCCAUGGCAGGGCUUCAGGCAUGACUGAGCCACUGCCUGGUGGCUCACGGGCUUGAGCUCUGAAAGGCCUUCCUCUCCUGUCGCCGUGCCCCAGAACUGCCGUGUCCUCUCUCCCUGAUGGCUUUAGAGCUCCAAAAUGAACAGGGAGGGAUGUGCCCCACAGCACCUCCCUGUCCCCGUUCCUGCCUAGAUGGGGACCCGCUGCCCAGCGCCAUGAGGACCAACCACUGCAGCCACCUGCCUGGAGUGCCCCCGGAGCGCCCACACCCUCCAGCCCCCGAUGGAAAGAGCCUGCCUGGCAGCAGCGGGGGCCUGGCCACCAGCUGUCCCCAGUAUGUCAUGCAGGUGUCCUCCAAGGAUGGGCAGCUGCUCUCGUCCGUGGUGCGGACCCUGGCCGUGCAGAGCCCCUUCAACGACCGGCCCAUCUGCAGGAUCUGCCACGAGGGCAGCAGCCACGAGGAGCUGCUGUCCCCCUGUGAGUGCACGGGGACCCUGGGCACCAUCCACCGCAGCUGCCUGGAGCGCUGGCUGUCGUCCUCCAACACCAGCUACUGUGAGCUCUGCCACUUCAGGUUUGCAGUGGAGCGCAAGCCCAGGCCACUGGUGGAGUGGCUGAGGAACCCGGGCCCCCAGCACGAGAAGAGGACUCUCUUUGGGGACAUGGUGUGCUUCUUGUUCAUCACCCCGCUGGCGACCGUCUCCGGCUGGCUGUGCCUGCGAGGAGCCGUGGACCACCUGCACUUUAGCAGUAGGCUGGAAGCUGUUGGCCUCAUUGCACUCACUGUGGCACUCUUCACUAUUUACCUCUUUUGGACCCUGGUGUCCUUCAGGUACCACUGCCGGCUGUACCACGAGUGGCGUCGGAACAAUCAGCGGGUGAUGCUCCUCAUCCCAAAAUCUGCCAACGUCCCCUGCACCCAGCAGUCCCUGCUGGGCCUGCAGCCCCUCAAAAGGAGCUCCAAGGAGACAAUCGUGUGAUUUGGGGGUGCAGCUGCACACUAAAGGUGGUUUUGGUUUUGUUUUUUUCCUCCUCAGACCCGUCGGGGUCGGGCAGCGUCCAGCACCCAGGAAUGUGCAAUUUGGAUUUACGGACUGACUGCAGAGGGAUAAAUCACAGUCAGAGUUCAAGUGGUGGAUGCUGCAGUCAUCUGUGGCACAUCUGUGGCAUCUGCUAAGCUGCCAAACGUGUUUAGUGAGCAGGGACCCUAUGGAUUCUGCAAAUAUGUUAAUUGUUGCGUCAUCGAGUGAUGCAAACUUUUUUAUUGUUUAAAGUAUUAAACUAUGGUAAUUAACAAUGCAAAACAGGUUUUAAAAGUGCUUUGUUUUUAUGGUUUCUUGUUCCUACAGUGCUGUUUCUUUAGGCAGCUGGACAGUAACCAAUAUUUAUUUCUGCUUCCUAAAGCACAGCAAUGGCAUUUCCUCAUUUGAUUUUAUCUGCAGGUCCAUUAUACCAAUGUUUUGAUUAUUAAAAUCUGUGUAUAAUGAGCUCUAAAAAUUGGCACAUUAUUUAAAUGCUACAAAGUGAUUAGAAAAUUGUAUUACCCGUUUCCUAUUUGGCAGGGAAGAUCUGACAGGAAGAUUCUUCAGUUAUGACUCUAGCAUGCGCAAGAGAAAAAUUACACAAAUUGCAAUAAUCUUCCUGUCAAAAGUAUUAUAGUACAUAGCACUCAGGAAAAAAAAAAAAAAAGAUAUUGUACUUUUCCAUAAAGAAGCACCACAUUCUUCAGUAAAGUGCACAUUCUGCUGGUGUGAAUUCAAACUUAGCCAACAUAUCCUGCAUUUAUACCAGGCUGAAUUCAACUCUGCAGCUUACUUUUGUAUAGGGAAAGAUCUGCAUACAUAAUGAAUGAGAUCAUCAGAUAAGUUUUAGGAAGCAGGGACUCAUCUUGCAUGAAGAGCAGCAUUAUUUUAAAGCAGCAGAAACUCCAGCUUGACAGGUAGGAUUUGGCAAAGUGUGUGCAAACCCUGACCUCUUAUGGUAGCACUGAGACAAAAAAAAAAAAAA